AUGUCUUCCCCAGCCGUCUACGUUUCAGACAAUGAAGAUGACAGCCAAGAAAUCCCUGUUCCCAGAGGGGACGAAGUCUUCACCCAGACAGGAGAUAAAUUCGGUCCGCAUUUCAGGUCUCAAUCGACCCAUGCUUCCCUUGGCGCUCUUCGUCGCGUUUGUAACAUUCCUCAGGAAAUAGAAUUUUCUCUUCCUAGACCCAACGAGUCUCCGGAAAUGGUGCGAGAGGGGAUUGCUUUUCCCCAAAUGGCUCCCAACUUCCUCCGGUACGUUCUGAGCACCCUGACCGUCUCGGCGGAGGCAGGGUUUUCUCUCACCACCAGCAAACUCUUAGGGCUAUUUCGAGCCCGUGAUUCUGCGGCAGCGGGGAACCAGACGAUCCCCCGCCCAACUGUUGACUUCUUAUCUUUCUUUCGAAUCGUUUCUGAGGGUGAAACAAAUUGGAAUUCCUUCACCCUUCAACGUAUUCAUAAAGCGGGGCUCGCUAUCAAAGAUGGUCAAAUUCACCCCCUCGAUCCUCCUACUGAAGAAAAAGACGCCUCGAGCCUGAAUGCUCGGGAUAAGCGAAAAAUGCUCGCCGAGACUAAAGCUCUUAAGGAUCAGUUAUCCGAAAUUGGGAAAAAGAAGCGGAUAGCUGCAAUCUCCAGGGUUGGUAACUUCCACAGGAAGACCCUCUUGGUUUAUGAUGGUUCUUUAGAAGCGGCUUUGUCUUCUGCGGUGGAUUCUCAUGGAGCCGAUAUUCCUAACGACCCUCCAGUUGCCACCGCUAUUUGCCCUUCCGCACAAGAGGGAGAGAGAGAAGUAACUUCUUCUCCUUGUACAAAGAGGAAGGCUCCAGACUCGGAUACUUUAUCAAACGAGAGACUCAAAACAGUGAGAUUAAGUUCUCUGCCACGAGUCCCAAGCCCUCUGCAUUCUGUUUUUCCCUCUUCGAUACUUUUAGAUUCUGAGCUCCCUCUUCCGGGAGACAGAGAAAUUCCAGAAGAAAUUGAUGAGCCGAGACCGGAGGCUCCCUUGUCUCAAGGACUGAGUGUUAGGACUCAAAAUCCUUUACCCGCUUCGAUUUCAGAGAUUGGAGACAUCUUCCAAAGUUUUCAGACAAGGGAAGGGGCAUCCCUUCCCCCUUUUUCGGUUUGGAGGCCGGAAGUCCGUCAGAUGUACGUCAACCGAGCAUGCUACCUAUCCCAGGCGUUUAUGGAGACUAAUGGAAUGAUCUUCCAUUAUGAGAACCUCCUUCACCAAGCGAUGAGAAAGGCCGCAAAGGCUAAGAAGGAGGUUGAUGAACUUAGAUCAGUCAAUCAUUCUGAGCGACUCGAGCAGGCGAAAGCCCUCGAGUCAUCUUUUGAGAAUAUGAAGAAAACUCUAGCAGCUGACGAGCAACGUAUCAGAAUUGCGAACGCUGAAAGAGAUUCUGCGAGGUCUAAUGCUCUUCGCUUGGAGGCUGAGCUAGAAGAGACUACGGCUUUGUUCGAAGAAGCGAAUCAAAAGAUCGAGCUUUUAACUAGGAAUAGGGCUCGCGAUAUCGCUGAAGCCGAACAUAACGUUCGAGAAGAGAUGAGGGGAUUUGGUAGGCAACUUAUUCAAUCUGUUACGAAGUUCACCAAAGACGAAGAGGUCUGGACUAAACUUCUAACCGAUCGAGCCGAGCUGAAGAGCAAUCUAGACCUGAUUGAGGAACUAGAGAAUGGAAGAGUUUCGUUCGAGAGCGAGAGGAGAGAAGUUGCUGCCGAACUCGCUGCGGUUGAAUUCAAGCUAUCCUCGGCUUCCCGUCCUACUCUCGAUCUGAAACAAUUUUUUUUGGUAUUUGGAGAUUCCCCCUCUCAAUUCGAGGUAGGUGAAGGUUCUCGCCCAUACGAGGGUUCUCCUGAGGCAGAGGAACGCUCUUAA
This is a messenger RNA of Arabidopsis lyrata subsp. lyrata, 1887 nucleotides long. RefSeq lists its product as uncharacterized. NCBI's taxonomy places the organism in Eukaryota, Viridiplantae, Streptophyta, Magnoliopsida, Brassicales, Brassicaceae. The coding region runs from base 1 to 1887 and encodes 628 amino acids. The record is from RefSeq and is a predicted model, not a curated record. The transcript has 5 exons.